AUGGCGUCGGAACUACAGCCGCCCAGCGAUCGCAAGCGGGUUAAGGUUUAUGAACUAAAGGAGAAUGACUGGUUCGAUCGAGGAACAGGGUUUUGCACUGGCCAGAUCCUCAAUGAUGAACCGCGAAUAUUUGUCGAGUCGGAGGAUACACCCGACCGUGUGCUCCUGGAGACGAAAAUCUCCAAAGAUGGUGGGUACCAGAAGCAGCAAGACACCUUGAUCGUGUGGACGGAGCCAAACCAGACGGAUAUGGCGUUGAGCUUCCAGGAAGCAGAAGGAUGCGCAUUGAUAUGGAACUUCGUCAAUUCCGUUCAGCAACACCUUCUCAAUAUGGCCGCAGGUGAUGACGCCCUAUCCGAAGACCUCGAGAGCAUGCAUCCAAUUACCUUACCUGCGCCCGAACUCGUGAACCUCCCCGAUAUCGAUCAUCUCAUGAGAGCCGCGAGCAUGGCUCAGACCGGCCGCGAUGCGCUGUCCAAAUGCGUCAUCAGAGACGAAUACAUACAGAAGCUCCUUCCGCUGGUCACAGUCGCCGAAGACCUGGAAAGCCUCUCGGACUUGCACCGCCUCUGCAACAUCAUGAAAUCCCUUAUCCUUCUUAAUGACACCACCAUCAUUGAAACAGUCGUCACGGACUCUGUCAUACUUGGAGUUGUUGGAGCAUUAGAAUAUGACCCCGAAUUUCCCACUCAUAAAGCGAACCAUCGCCUGUACUUGUCCGACAAAUCACGCUUUAAGGAAGUUGUUCCGAUCAGGGACCAGUCCAUUCGGCGCAAGAUCCGCUACACUUGGCGGUUGCAAUAUCUCAAAGAUGUCGUUCUUGCUCGGAUUCUUGACGACCCUACCUUUUCCGUCCUCAACUCGAUGAUCUUCUACAACCAGGUCGACAUUGUGAACCAUAUCCAGUCGGACGCCUCUUUCUUAAAGGAGCUAUUCUCGGUCUUUGAUCCGAGAAGCGCAGAUGCAAAGCGCAAGGAGGAUGCCGUCCAGUUCCUGCACCAAUGCGCAUCAAUCGCGAAGAACUUGCAGGGUCCGGAACGCGCCACCCUUUACGCGAACCUCAUCAACAAUGGCCUUUUCGCUGUAAUCGCUUUCGCCAUCAAGCACCCAAACCCGGCGAUUCGGACAACGGGAAUUGACAUCCUGGUAGCGCUCCUCGAUCACGACCCUAUCAUGAUGCGCAGCUACAUGCUCAAGGCUGUCAACGAGAAAAAGACGCCCCUUACAGAUACCUUAAUCGACUUGCUGCAUACGGAGGUCGAUCUUGGCGUGAAGAACCAACUCGCAGAUGCGAUCAAGGUCCUGCUCGACCCGCAGGUUCCCAUCCAGGCCGCGAUGGCCCGGGCUGGUCCCGAGGCUGCGAAAGUGCGGCCCAACAUGCUUCCGGAUGCCUUCGUCCAAAAUCAUUUCGACGAGUCUUCAAGGAGACUGUUUGCGCCGUUAAAACGUCUUGAAGAUCAAUCUAAUCUUCAUGGUUUGACUUUUCAGGCCGUAGCCCUAUACUCCCAUCUUGUGGAUAUCCUCACAUUCUUCGUCCGCCAACACCUCUACCGAUGCCGCAAUGUCAUUCAGAACGAGCGGCUUGCUGCUCACAUCACCCAAUUACUCCGGGUGCCGCAAAAACACCUCAAACUAACUGCUUUGAAAUUCUUCAGGACUCUGCUUAGCCUUCAAGAUACCUUUUACCAAGCUUUGAUGACGCACAAUGAUACCUUUGGGCUCAUUCUUGACAUUGUUUACGAGACCAUGCCCCGCGAUAACCUGCUCAACUCUGCCUGCCUUGAACUUUUCGAAUUCAUCAAGCGAGAGCAUAUCAAACCGAUAACUCUUCAUGUGGUCGGCAAAUAUGGCGACAAACUGAGGAAUAUCACCUAUGUCGACACGUUCCAGGGAUUGAUACUUCACUACGAACAGCUCCAGGGCUACAGCGAGGAAGCCGACUCAACGCUAUACUCCCAAGAAGAGGCCACACCUGUUCUGAAAAUGCCACCGAGUGGGCGUUGGCAGGGCGUGAAGGAAAUGGAUCCUGCAGAGGAAGAGUAUUUCAACACGUCGGAUGACGAGGAGGAGUGGCAACAAGAUAACCAGACCACGGGAACGCUCAUUUCAAAGGUACCAAAUGGCGCCGCCUCACCGUCUGUGAAAUCCCUGGUGGACUAUCCGGACGACGACGAAGAAGACGCCGACGCUAUGGAUACGAAACCCGAACCAGAGGGAGAUACCAAACAGCAGAAACCUGACGACACCUCUAACGAAGAUGCACCCGCUGAUCCAGUCCCGGAACAGCCCUCAACACCAGUUUCACAAGUCGUGCAAACGCCACCCGAGAGGUUAUCGGAGAAACGCCGGCGCGAGGAAGAGGACGACGACGAGCUCGUCAAGCUCACCUCUGGCCCGAAACGAAGAAGUUCAACGAGCAGCUCAACAGGGAGCGCCGGGUUCCUACGGAAGAAGCGAAGCGGCUCCAUUGGCUCAGUAUCACUUGGCGAUAAAGCUGCAUCAUCGCAAGGCACACCGGGCAUGGCCAACGCAGCUCCAAAGCGGAUCGCUAUCAACCUUAGCUCCUCGGUCAAGGUCGCAGAGCCUCGAGACACACCUCCGAACACUGUCACGAAUGCGGCUGGGAAGGAGAGCGAGAAGGAGAACCAGAAGAGCGGCGAUAGCGGCGAGGGCUGA
Messenger RNA from Aspergillus mulundensis, 2676 nucleotides. Its product is annotated as SMEK family protein. The transcript is spliced from 9 exons. The record is from RefSeq and is a predicted model, not a curated record. Gene Ontology annotation, cellular component: protein phosphatase 4 complex; nucleoplasm. Gene Ontology annotation, molecular function: protein phosphatase activator activity. NCBI's taxonomy places the organism in Eukaryota, Fungi, Ascomycota, Eurotiomycetes, Eurotiales, Aspergillaceae. The coding region runs from base 1 to 2676 and encodes 891 amino acids. Gene Ontology annotation, biological process: DNA damage response; protein dephosphorylation.